Messenger RNA from Magnolia sinica, 539 nucleotides. Its product is annotated as subtilisin-like protease SBT3.11. NCBI's taxonomy places the organism in Eukaryota, Viridiplantae, Streptophyta, Magnoliopsida, Magnoliales, Magnoliaceae. The record is from RefSeq and is a predicted model, not a curated record. The coding region runs from base 51 to 350 and encodes 99 amino acids. The transcript is spliced from 3 exons.
UGUUAUUCUCGUUGGUAAUUUGGAUCGGAUAACUGAAAGGGAAUACGAUAAUGGCGGCAGCUAGCGGUGCAACGAGCGGAGAGAAAGGUUCAGUACACAUCGUGUACACGGAAAGACCCGAAGGCGACGAACCCGAAGCUCAUCACGUCCGAACUCUGGCGUCGGUCCUCGGCAGCGAGGAUGCUGCGAAGGAGGCGUUGGUCUACACUUACAAGAACGCGGCGUGCGGUUUCUCGGCCAAGCUUACUCCGGCACAGGUGGAUGAAAUCUCAAAGAAACCGGGUGUUCUUCAGGUGGUGCCGAGCAAGACAUACCAGCUGCAUUCCGGACCGGGGGUAAUGCGGCAGUAGGUGGUAAGAGGACUUGUUGAUUGUUUGAUGUUUCUCCUAUAGAGAAAAUCCAUCAACGUCUUCAAAAACUGCCUUUUCCUUUAUUAUGUAAAUAGCUGCAUGACUUUGGAUACAAAAGUUACACCAAGAAACACAUGGAUGAUAAAAUAAGUGCUCGUGGAAAUUACUAGACUUCCAGUGGCUGCUGCU